AUGGAUCCGGCUGGCCAUAUCCUCCUCGCAGCACAUGACCUGUAUGCGCGAGCAAAUACAACCAACGGAACAAGCACGACCGAAGACAGCCAGAACCACGCCUCAAGACCCCCGAUAUACAAGGCCAUUGGUAUUAUUCUAGCAGUAUGCUCUGGAGUCUUCAUUGGAACAUCAUUCGUAUUGAAGAAGCAUGGAUUGCUCAAGGCAAAUGAGAAAUACAACGAGGCUGCUGGCGAGGGCUACGGUUACCUCAAGAAUGGUUGGUGGUGGACUGGAAUGAUCUUGAUGAUUAUAGGCGAGAUAUGCAAUUUUGUGGCAUACGCGUUUGUGGACGCUAUCCUGGUUACUCCUUUUGGAGCGCUCAGCGUCGUCAUCACUACAGUAUUAUCUGCAAUCUUCCUCAAAGAGCGUCUCAGUUUUGUUGGUAAGGUUGGGUGCUUUCAAUGUGUGAUUGGCGCCGUCAUCAUUGCUUUGAAUGCUCCCGAGCAAUCUUCUGCUGCCAACAUUCAGCAAAUGCAACAUUUUGUCAUCGCACCUGGCUUCUUGACAUAUACCGGAGUUGUCAUUAUUGGGUGUAUCUUUACUGCUCUGUGGGCUGGUCCCCGCUACGGCAACAAGAGCAUGUUUGUCUACCUUACCAUUUGCAGUCUGAUAGGAGGACUCAGUGUCGUUGCGACACAAGGUCUUGGUGCUGCUAUUGUUGCUGCAAUUGGCAAGACUACGCCAGUCAACCAGUUCAAGCAAUGGUUCCUCUGGGUGUUGCUGGUCUUCGUCAUUUGUACGCUAUUGACUGAGAUUAUCUAUCUCAAUAAAGCGCUGAAUAUCUACAACGCCGCCCUUGUCACCCCAACAUACUACGUCUACUUCACUUCUGCCACCAUUAUUACCUCAGCAAUCUUAUUCAGGGGCUUCGGUGGCAGCACAGUAGGCAUUGUAAGUGUGAUCAUGGGCUUCCUGACAAUCUGCUCUGGAGUGGUAUUACUACAGCUCGCGAAGUCUUCAAAAGAUGUACCAGACUCAGCCGUGUUCAAAGGCGACUUGGACCAAGUCCGCACCAUCGCCGAGCAGGAAGAGCCUGAGAGCGAGCCCCGUGCCGACACUAUUCGUGGUGGUGCAGCAAUCGUUCGUGCGCUGAGCAGGAAGCGCACCAUGAAACAGCUUGACGAAGCGCGCACAAUCGCCAGCGAACAUAUGGAGCCCAUCGGCGAGGACGAUACAGUCUACUUCGAUGGUUUACGACGCCGCAAAACUGUCGUGGGCUCAGGCGACCAUCGGCCACUUCAGCACGCGAACACAUCUCACCCUCCUUUGGGAAUGACGCACUUCCCGGAUGACGAACACACUGACAAUAGUGACAGUGACAACGAUGUGCAUCCAGGCUUCCUCCCUCGGUUCCGCCGCAGCAAGAAGAAGUCACGACACCCAUCCAGAGAGCACUCUCUGGUAGAGAUGAAACCACCACUCACCCUCAAGCCCAAAUCCACCUUCUCAACGGUAGCCAGCGACGAACCGGAACGCGAACACGUCUAUGGACUACCAUCUGGCCUCCGCUCACCAAACCUCGAUACAGAUACUUCCUACAAGGGUGGUAGCGCAAUCCACUGGACAACCAGCAUCGACGAGCGCGAACGAGAACGAGCAAUGAGUCAAGGCAGUUCCCUCAUGCCUCCCAAACCACCCCCCCACGCCCGACCAGACUCCUCCGGCAAACGCACCUUCAGUUUCCAAAACGUCUUCCACCGCAAUAAGCACGGCGAGGAAGAAGCAGACGAUGGCGCUAUCCGUCCGAUCUCCCGUGGUGCCCUGAGCUUCGCCAGUAGGAAAAGCGAUAGUUCACAUCACCGCCCCAGCAGUCGCAACAACGCUUCCGAAGAAGAGAGAUUAGGUCUCGUAACCGGAGAUGCCGCGUCCCCGUCCAACAGCGCUGGCAAGAACAAGCAAGCCAAAUACGAAGGGCUUCCCAUCUACGAAGCCGAGGAUGACGACGACUGGCUCGUCACCAGCGGUAGAAGCGAAAGUCCAGAAGAUGUCAUGGGAGAUCUAGGACGCGUGCGGAUGGACAGAAGUCGCAGUCGUAGUGACGACAGCAACUAUGAACGUUAUGACGAUGACGAUCUGGGAUACCUAAAGCCCAAGAAACCCAGCGGGCUUUGA
Messenger RNA from Aureobasidium pullulans EXF-150, 2154 nucleotides. Its product is annotated as DUF803-domain-containing protein. The record is from RefSeq and is a predicted model, not a curated record. Gene Ontology annotation, molecular function: magnesium ion transmembrane transporter activity. The transcript has 3 exons. Gene Ontology annotation, biological process: magnesium ion transport. NCBI's taxonomy places the organism in Eukaryota, Fungi, Ascomycota, Dothideomycetes, Dothideales, Saccotheciaceae. Gene Ontology annotation, cellular component: membrane. The coding region runs from base 1 to 2154 and encodes 717 amino acids.